Cladophialophora immunda is the source of this 891-nucleotide messenger RNA. RefSeq lists its product as uncharacterized. The transcript has a single exon. The coding region runs from base 15 to 665 and encodes 216 amino acids. NCBI's taxonomy places the organism in Eukaryota, Fungi, Ascomycota, Eurotiomycetes, Chaetothyriales, Herpotrichiellaceae. The record is from RefSeq and is a predicted model, not a curated record.
GGUAAGGAUCGUAAAUGAGAGAUAGUCCCGAGGCAGCCUCUCGUCAACCGUUGCGUCCAGAUCCUAGCAGAAACCUUCCCACUCUUGCACUCAGGGGCUUCCAUAGAACUCGUAGCCCCCGAAAAGCUCUUCAUCGAUCCGCGCGGGUACACUUUGUUUUCACUUCGCCAGCUCCUCGAUGGAACUGCUGUAUUUGUGGUGGCAAGGCUGAGAUAGGGCUCGCGCGCGAGGGACGUUCUUGGUUGGUGUUGUCUGAUGCUCGAAUGGAGUUCGACUGCGUAGGUCGGCAGUUGACCCCUCUGUCUUGGGGAUCUUGUCGUCCGCAAUCUUGUGCUGGCCCGGUGGAUUGCCAUGUGAAUGUCGUCGCUCCAGGGGACAUGUUCCCUGAUCAACGGUGGAGACGGAUCCGAUGGAGAACAGCCUGGACUUUGGCGACACAGCGAAUUGAGCUUUCAGAUCGUCCUCUUCAAUAUACAUGGACCAGAGCACGUUGCUAUUCUUCCGGGCCCAGUCACUCUGCUUGCGCUCGGAGAUUCCGCUUUGACUCUUGGGUGCGUCGGAUGCAUGUGUACUGGCUCCCUUGGCCCUCACUUGUUUCCAGAUUCUGCCUAACAGGAAGACCAUACUGCCGAAUAGAAGCGUCGAGAUCACCGAGAGGACAAUAAUUGCAGCGAUGAGGGACUCGGAAGGUAGGGCGCGUGAGACAAGCCGCCGGGGUGAAAAGGUAUUGCCAUCGGCAUUUGCGCCGCUAGAAGAGAUCGGCGCCAUUGAAGAUAGCUAAUGAGUGAAUCUCUUUUACGCGAUUGUGGAAAGAACGUCUUGCCGGGACAGAAGCGGCUACGGAAAGGAACACGUGCAAAGCAAAGGAGGGUUGGAAGAAAAAGAAAUGAG